Ziziphus jujuba (common jujube) is the source of this 468-nucleotide messenger RNA. RefSeq lists its product as uncharacterized. The transcript has a single exon. NCBI's taxonomy places the organism in Eukaryota, Viridiplantae, Streptophyta, Magnoliopsida, Rosales, Rhamnaceae. The record is from RefSeq and is a predicted model, not a curated record. The coding region runs from base 1 to 468 and encodes 155 amino acids.
AUGAGUAGGGAAAGCCAUAACCCAAUAGCCAUUCACUCCUCCAUUGCUCUGUUGCAGGAGAGAUUUAGGCAGUUGCAGAGAAUGAAGGAAAUGAGGGAGGGAAAGGAGCUUAUAAGAAUGCUUGUUGUUGAACCAAAUAAGCAGAAGCAGUCGGAUAUUAAUCUCAACCCCACCUUGUAUUUUGAGCCCCCAAAGUCGUUUCCAAAUCCAGAUUUUUUGACUCCACAGAUAAGGCCAAUAUCCCAGCAGGAUUCGCUCUCACUGUGGCAGAAUUUGCGUAGCAACAUGAAUAUUGAAGAUUUUAGAGGCAUCGAGAUUAGUUGUUGUGUCCCACCCACCCUGAUGAACUUGUGGCCCGUAAACGACACACCGUCUUCUUCAAACGCUUCGUCGUCUUCGUCUUCCAAUAUUUAUAAAUUCGAGGAUUCUGAUUCUGACUCUGAUGUUGAUACUUCUCUUCAUCUUUGA